Molecule: messenger RNA, 1038 nt
Organism: Penicillium verrucosum
Lineage: Eukaryota; Fungi; Ascomycota; Eurotiomycetes; Eurotiales; Aspergillaceae
Product: S1/P1 nuclease
Exons: 2
Coding region: 1-1038 (345 amino acids)
Biological process (GO): DNA catabolic process
Molecular function (GO): endonuclease activity; nucleic acid binding
Source: RefSeq, a predicted model, not a curated record
AUGGUGUCUCUAUCUAGGAUUGCUUUCGUCACCUUUGGGGUCAUUCAUGGGGCAAAUGCGUGGGGUGUAUUGGGCCACGCGACUGUUGCCUAUGUCGCCCAACACUACAUUUCUCCCGAAGCCGCGUCAUGGGCACAAGAAAUUCUCAACGACACUUCUAGCUCGUAUUUAGCAAACAUUGCUUCUUGGGCGGACCAAUAUCGCCUCACAGAUGACGGCAAAUGGUCAGCCCCACUGCACUACAUUGAUGCUAUGGAUGAUCCUCCAACAAGCUGCAACGUGGACUAUGAGCGCGACUGUGGAGAUGAAGGCUGCUCAAUCUCUGCCAUUGCCAAUUAUACCCUGCGCGCGGGGGAUGGUAGACUUAGUGCUGAUCAUACCGCCGAAGCCCUCAGAUUCCUCGUGCACUUCAUUGGCGAUCUCACACAGCCACUGCACGACGAGAACUACGAGGUUGGCGGAAAUGGUAUCAAGGUCACUUUCAACAACUACACUGACAACCUUCACGCGGAUUGGGAUACAUACAUGCCUGCACAGCUGAUUGGCGGUAGUUCGCUUGCCGAGGCAAAGGGAUGGGCCGACAGCCUGGUGGAUGAAAUCGCCGCUGGCACCUAUAAGAACCAAGCUAAGAGCUGGACCAACGGCGAUACUAUCAGUGAUACUGUCACUACUGCUACCCGAUGGGCAUCGGAUGCCAAUUCCUUUGUCUGUACAGUUGUCAUGCCGGAUGGAGCUGCUGCCCUGCAGACUGGCGAUCUCUAUCCGAAAUACUAUAACUCCGCCAUCGGCACGAUUGAGCUGCAGAUUGCUAAAGGCGGUUACCGACUGGGCAACUGGCUCAACAUGAUCUACAAGCAAAAGAUUGCUGCCAAGUAUAAGUCAGGGAAAUUCGGCAAAGGGUCUCGAGAGCCAGCGCCUGAGCCAGAGUUCUUCCGAUCGUCUCUUCGUGAGCCUCGUGAAAUGAGUCGCGCAAAUCUGGCUAGAGCGGCCAUGGGAGGAUCUUGCUGCACCUCGGAAGGGCGUGAGCAUAGCCAUUGA